Moneuplotes crassus is the source of this 1417-nucleotide messenger RNA. NCBI's taxonomy places the organism in Eukaryota, Ciliophora, Spirotrichea, Euplotida, Euplotidae. The record is from the annotation of a GenBank genome assembly.
UUGUAGAUGGAGAUGUUGGGAAUGAACGUGAAGUUUUGAAGUAUGAAUAAUGCUUUGAAGUGUAUGCAGCAUGCAGGCUGAUUAGUGAUGAUGGCUGUGGGUGUGUUUGGGCUGAUGUUGCCGGCAGUAGAGGUUUUUGUGGUACUUGGAAGGAGUGAAGGGCAUUCAGGAAAAGAUGCAGAAAUAAGCCAGGAAAAUUUUAAAGAUCCCUGAUUGGGAUUAUCAGCUACACCAGCAAUGAAAGAUACUCAACAAGUAUCUCAAAACUUUGCUAUCACUUAUGUUAUCUUGAACACUCUCAUUUAUCUGGCUUACAGAGUUUUUUUGAGCUCCAACAAAAAUUUUCUUGGCUGAUUAACUUCUGAUAAUUAUUGGAUUGUAUUAUCUUUCAUUGCAAGAAGCAUAGAGACAUGCUUGGUUACAAAAGCGAUUUCUUUGGGCCAUAUGUCAUUGUUGGUAGCCAUCCCAACUUGUGUUGCACUUGGAAUGAAAACUCUCUUUCUAUAUUAUUCGUUAUUAAAAUGACUUCUAAAUCUGUACUCUGCAUUAAAAUCUAACGGAGAGAAAAGAGAGUGCAUGAAAUGGCUCCAACCAGGUCAGACUAACCAAAAUAUGGUACCUGUAGAAAGAAGAUGUAACGAUAGUGCUAUUGAAUGCAAGAGCAUCUCCUGGGAGCUAGACUGAAAAAUCUCCUCCAUUGUAUCCUUCCAUUAUGCUUUUGGAGCAAUAGUAUUACUCUGAAUAUUUAUCAGCUCUUUCUUUGACCAAAUUUUCGGAUUUUUAUAUCAAAAUAUUUGGGCUGUAAUCGUUCAAAAUUCAAUAUGGAUUCUUAUGCUAUUCCAGAGUAUCUGGAGUAAAAAGAAAUCUCAGAUAAUCAAGAAAGAAUUUUUAUCCCUCUCCUACUUUCUUUUUAUGCUCAUGAUAAGCUUAGAAUGCAGUUUUAGUGUGAACUAUCAUUUUCUCUUUGGGAAAUCUCAACAAUUAUAUGAGAAUAAGUUGCUAAUUUUAUUGCUUAUCGCUAUCCAUAUCUCGCAGAUCUUUUGUUACUUCAUGUAUCAGAUUUAUUUUUGAGAGCCACAUCUUACAGAAUGUGAAUAUCGAUACAAAAAUGUGAUUCAGAAGAUCCAGUUUACUUCCAAAGGGCCAAUAACUCCAAAAUUUCCGGUUCCUACUUGUGACUACUGCACGAAUAACUUGGCUGAUGCGUGUGUACCUUACAUUACAGAUAAUAUCAAGAACUCUUUGAUUACUUCUAAAUUAUCAAAAGAGAGUUCUUUCUACAUAAUCUCUUCAUGCUCGCAUCAUUUCCAUCAGGAAUGCUUUACUCUUGCAUAUGAGGAUACCAAGAAGUGUCCAAUCUGUAAAUCAAGCCUGAAUCAUUGCUUUCUCGGAUAAUUCAACAAACUUCAUUCUAAAA